This is a messenger RNA of Rhagoletis zephyria (snowberry fruit fly), 930 nucleotides long. Lineage: Eukaryota; Metazoa; Arthropoda; Insecta; Diptera; Tephritidae. The record is from RefSeq and is a predicted model, not a curated record.
UUCCCCAUCGAGUACGCCGACAUCUGGACGAUGUACAAGAAGGCCGAGGCGAGCUUCUGGACCGUCGAGGAGGUGGACCUGAGUCGCGACCUCGCCCACUGGAACGGCGAGCUAAAUCGAAACGAGCGCCACUUUAUCUCCCACGUUCUGGCCUUCUUCGCCGCCAGCGACGGCAUCGUCAAUGAGAACCUCGCGGAGCGCUUCAUCCGCGAGGUGACCGUCACCGAGGCCCGUUGCUUCUACGGCUUCCAGAUUGCCAUCGAGAACGUCCACUCGGAGAUGUACUCCCUGCUGAUCAACACCUACAUCAGCGACCGCGUCCAGCGCGAGUACCUCUUCAACGCCAUCCAGACGAUGCCCUGCGUCGCGAAGAAGGCGAAGUGGGCCAUGGCCUGGACGGCCGCCGAAAACGGCGCCACCUUUGCCGAGCGCCUCGUCGCCUUCGCCGCCGUGGAGGGCAUCUUCUUCAGCGGCUCCUUUGCCAGCAUCUUUUGGCUGAAGAAGCGCGGCCUGAUGCCGGGCCUGACCUUCAGCAAUGAGCUGAUCAGCCGCGACGAGGGCCUGCACUGCGACUUUGCCUGUCUCCUCUUUCGCCACCUGAUUAAGAAGCCGUACGAUGAGCGGGUGGUGCAGAUCAUCAACGAGGCCGUCCGCAUCGAGCAGGAGUUCCUCACUGACGCCCUUCCGGUCGCCCUCAUUGGCAUGAACAACGAGCUGAUGUCCACGUACAUUGAGUACUGCGCCGACCGGCUGCUGGUGGAGCUCGGCGUGCCCAAGUACUACAACGUCAAGAAUCCCUUUGACUUCAUGGAGCAGAUCAGCCUGGAGGGAAAGACCAAUUUCUUUGAGAAGCGCGUCGGCGAGUACCAGAAGAGCGGCGUCAUGUCCGAGGCCACGGAGCAGAAGUUUGUGCUGGAUGCGGAUUUUUAA